This is a messenger RNA of Oncorhynchus nerka (sockeye salmon), 1056 nucleotides long. RefSeq lists its product as uncharacterized. Lineage: Eukaryota; Metazoa; Chordata; Actinopteri; Salmoniformes; Salmonidae. The record is from RefSeq and is a predicted model, not a curated record.
AAUGAGAAGUUAGCCCGGAACUCUCCUAACGCCUCUCAUAUUACAGCAGCAAGCAUGGGGAAGACUGGAACACCGGGUGGAAAGAUCAACAGACCCAAGACAGAGCUGGGCAAGAAGCUCUAUAAGCGGCGGAGGAAUCUGACCCGUGAGAAGAGGAGGAGACACAUCAAGGUGGGAGCUGUGGUGGACGAAGGACUCACCACCAUCCACCAUCUCAGGAAGAGAAACUCCAGCCCCAGAGCCAACAUCACUCUGUCUGGGAAGAAGAAACGCAAGCUGCUCAAACAGCUGCAACAUAUGAAAGCAGAGAAGGCCGCUAUGGAAGUUGAGGCAGCAACAAAGACUAAGGCGUUGGCAGCACCAAAGAAGGCAGCAGCACCAAAGAAGGCAGCAGCACCAAAGGCAGCAGCACCAAAGGCAGCCAGACGCCAGAAAGGGGGUGUGUCCCAGGGGGAUGUGGACAUGGCAGAUGUGGAAUGAGAAGAGGAUGAGAGACUGUUCUGUUGGCCCCAUGCCAAGGCCAGACCAGGCCCCAUAUUCAGACCGGGCUCCAUAUUCAGACCAGACCACAUAUUCAGACCAGGCUCCAUAUUCAGACCAGACCACAUAUUCAGACCAGGCCCCAUAUUCAGACCAGGCCCCAUGCCAAGGCCAGACCAGGCCCCAUAUUCAGACCAGGCCCCAUAUUCAGACCGGGCCCCUGGAUCAGUUUUAGCCUUUUAGACCUAAUGAAUAUGAUUACAUGGACAGGGGAGGCCUGAUCCUGGAUCAGUUUUAGCCUUUUAGACCUAAUGAAUAUGAUUACAUGGACAGGGGGAGGCCUGAUCCUGGAUCAGUUUUAGCCUUUUAGACCUAAUGAAUAUGAUUACAUGGACAGGGGGAGGCCUGAUCCUGGAUCAGUUUUAGCCUUUUAGACCUAAUGAAUAUGAUUACAUGGACAGGGGAGGCCUGAUCCUGAGCCAGAGAGCCUUGUGUUUGUGUAUCUGAAUGCCGUCAUUGUAAAUAAGAAUUUGUUCUUAACUGACUUGCCUAGUUUAAAUAAAAUUAAAAAACAGA